Messenger RNA from Aspergillus luchuensis, 756 nucleotides. RefSeq lists its product as uncharacterized. NCBI's taxonomy places the organism in Eukaryota, Fungi, Ascomycota, Eurotiomycetes, Eurotiales, Aspergillaceae. The transcript has a single exon. The record is from RefSeq and is a predicted model, not a curated record. The coding region runs from base 1 to 756 and encodes 251 amino acids.
AUGCGCAUUUUCUCCGCCUUGAACGGCCUGCUCCUGGCAGGAGCCGCUGCGGCUCAGAGCUGCUCUCUUCAGUCAAACGAAUCCCAAGCCGUUGACUAUGGCUACGCGCUCUCUUACUUCCUCGACCGCUUCUAUUCGUCGGUCCCGGUCAAUCAGACCUUCUUGAGCAGCUCCCAGAAUGGCUCCAACUCGCAGUACUUCACCAACUUCCAGGGUAUUCAGAGACAGAACCGUCUGGGUGUGCGUGCUGUGCAACAACUUGGCUCGAAGCUGUCUGGCUGGACCCCUCAGAAUUGCAGUUUCACCUUCCCAAGUGCCAGUGACGCCGACUCCUUCGUGCAGAACGCGCUCCAGUUGGAGUCAACAGUUGCUGGAGCGUACAUUGCCCUGGCUGGUUAUACCCAGGCCCCCGAGGCUUCGUUCUUGUGGGCUCGUUUGGCCGCUGAGCACACUGCUCACGCUUACUAUAUCGCGAGCCAGAACCAGACCGUUCUCUUCCCGACGAACAGCUCUUCGCUGGUGCCUGCAUACAGCCCGGGAUACGUUCUUUCCAACGGUACUGGUCCCGGCCAGCUUGGCUCAUACUUCCAAGGCUGCGUCACUGCUCCUCCAGUUCCGUGCGGCCAGACCCUGUUCAUCGGACCUCUUACUGCCACACUCGGUGCGAACGUCUCCGCAAGCGCAGCUGCUUCAAGCUCGGCCUCGCUGUCUGCAUCCGCCACUCCUUCGCCCAGCUUUGCGAGGAGGUUCUUCUAG